UCUCGCGAUGAUGACCAACCAGAUAGCGGUAACAUCGGACGAUUAAGUACCGCAACAGUCUCGUUAUUACUGCGUGAUGACUUUGUCCGGAUGUUGAAAUAUGUAACUUUUUUAUUCAGAUGUAAAAUAAGAUACAUUUAUUUUGCUUUGGUGUUUUUGCGGCCUUUGAAUUAAGUUUACUGUUAUUACAGUAAGAGGUUUUACAUGUGAAGAGAAAGAAAAAAGGUGAUUAGAAAGAAAGAAAGAUGUUCGAGACAGAAGGCGUUUUUAUUAUCCUGGAUGUCACCUGCGUCGUCCUUGCUGGACUUCCAUUUGCAGUAUUAAACAUACAACACACUCCAUUCAAAAGAGGAUUUUUUUGCAGUGAUGACACCAUCAGGUACCCGUACAAAGAAGAUACUAUAUCUUAUCAGCUGCUAAUGGGAAUAAUGAUUCCAUUCACAUUAUUUGUACUCAUUGGUGGAGAGUGUAUUUUGGUAUAUCUUAGAUCUAGAUCUGCCGUAAUGAAAGUCUACGUUGCCUGCAUCUACAAAGCUGUUGGGUCGUUUAUUUUUGGAGCUGCAAUAAGUCAGUCCCUGACUGACAUUGCAAAGUACACCAUUGGCCGACUGAGGCCUCAUUUUUUGAGCAUUUGCAAGCCCAAUUGGAGCCUUGUGGAUUGUAAAUCAGGUUACAUUGAGAACUUCUCUUGUACAGGGGACAAGGCCCUGGUCAAUGAAGGCAGGCUUUCAUUUUUUUCCGGACAUUCGUCCUUUUCCAUGUAUUGUAUGCUGUUCCUUGCACUUUAUCUUCAAUCAAGAAUGAAGGCAGAAUGGGCUCGAUUGCUAAGGCCAACUAUCCAGUUCUUCUUAAUUUCAGCAUCUGUGUAUGUUGGUCUGUCACGGGUUUCAGACUACAAACAUCACUGGAGUGAUGUUCUUACUGGUUUCAUACAGGGAGCUAUUGUGGCAAUAUUUAUAGUGAUCUUCGUGUCAGAUUUCUUUACGGCCUUACAUAAAGGGGACAAAGAAGAAAUCUCACACACCACCCUGCAGGAGGCCACAAAUGAUAUUAGCCACUAUGGGAGCACUGAGUGAGGAGGCUAAAUUGCUUCCAUUAGAGAAGGACAUUUGACUGAUGAACAGCUGUUUUUGAAACCUCAAGUAUAAUCAUAUAUAGAGUUUGUAGUCAAUAUUUCACAGACCAAACCUAUUGUAGGUUUUAAACUGUAAAUCAACCACAAGUGAAUCUUUAUGCUUUUGAAUUUGUUUGUCUUCAUGAGAUUGUUUGCGUCAUGAGAUGCAGUGUCUCAGUAAAAAUCCAUUUGAAAUGGAAGGUUAUGUAUAUAACUGUGGUUCUACAGCUAAUUUGACUCCAACCAGGACCUUUUCCUUGAGAGCUUCUUGAGUCUUUCAUGUAUUUGUUCCUCACAGUGUAAAAAUACCAAAGUCAGAACCUUGCAUGUGGAUAGCUUAGUAUAUGUCUUAGCUCCUUUAUAUUCAUUCUUUAGCUGUUCUCAUCAACUAUCAGAAAAUCGCUUGAAUGUUUUUUGAACAUUUUACAUUUUCUAUAUUUCUGAAUACAUUUAUCCUUAAAUAUCAAGUUCUGAAAAAUAUCCCAAUUAAACAAAUGAGACAAAAAUUGUA
Tachysurus vachellii is the source of this 1625-nucleotide messenger RNA. RefSeq names its product phospholipid phosphatase 1 (gene plpp1b). Gene Ontology annotation, biological process: signal transduction; phospholipid dephosphorylation; phospholipid metabolic process. The coding region runs from base 246 to 1076 and encodes 276 amino acids. The record is from RefSeq and is a predicted model, not a curated record. The transcript has 6 exons. NCBI's taxonomy places the organism in Eukaryota, Metazoa, Chordata, Actinopteri, Siluriformes, Bagridae. Gene Ontology annotation, molecular function: phosphatidate phosphatase activity.